AUGGCAAAUAACACCAAGCGACCUCAAUGGCGGACCGCUGUCGAAGUGGCCGUGAUCUCCAUCGUCAUCUACGUUGCACUAGGCGCACCUGGCCUGUCAUCUCUAGGCCCCACAAACAAUGAAAACGUCAAGCAGAGUGUACCUACAGCUCGUGCCAAGAUCGAGUCUCUCGUAUACCCGGACGAGACAUUGUCAUGUCCGUCUCAUAAGUACGGUGUCCACGUAGUCACUAGCGAGCCUCUGGUACUGUACAUCGAUGGCUUUCUCUCAGGGGAGGAAGCCGAUUACCUGGUCACCCAAAGUCAAGACAAAUGGCAGACCUCUACAAUCUUCAAUGGCGGUGUCGAGACUACUGACGACAAAGUCCGAAAGUCGGAGAAGGCUCUCAUCGACCGCGACGAUACCGUGCAAUGCAUCGAACAACGGGCCUUGGCAUUCCAAGGCUGGCCAGCGGAAACCUUCAUCGAACGACUCUGGACUCAACGCUACAACGUAACCGGACACUACGCCUACCACUACGACUGGGCGACCGCGAGCAAGAUAUCCCGUCGCGUAAGCACAUUCAUGGUCUACCUGGCGGCCGACUGUGAGGGUGGCGGAACGCAGUUCCCCAAGAUCGCGAGGCCGAAGGAUGCGAGGUGGUGUGAGUUUGUGGAUUGCAGUCCUGAAGCUGAGGAGGGAGUCACUUUCAAGCCAAGAAAGGGCGCCGCAGUCUUCUGGUCCAACUUCGAUGCCGCUGGGCGAGGAUACAAGGACACGAUACAUGCUGGUCUGCCCGUCACGAGUGGUACGAAGAUUGGCCUGAACAUUUGGAGCUGGUAUCAAGCUGGGCACUCCACUCCGCAAGGCCAUAUCUCAGGCCCAUCGACUGAGCACGUUGCCUGA
Molecule: messenger RNA, 885 nt
Organism: Recurvomyces mirabilis
Lineage: Eukaryota; Fungi; Ascomycota; Dothideomycetes; Mycosphaerellales; Teratosphaeriaceae
Exons: 2
Coding region: 1-885 (294 amino acids)
Biological process (GO): peptidyl-proline hydroxylation to 4-hydroxy-L-proline
Cellular component (GO): endoplasmic reticulum
Molecular function (GO): iron ion binding; procollagen-proline 4-dioxygenase activity; L-ascorbic acid binding
Source: RefSeq, a predicted model, not a curated record